This is a messenger RNA of Scomber scombrus (Atlantic mackerel), 2594 nucleotides long. Its product is annotated as NLR family CARD domain-containing protein 3-like. The coding region runs from base 60 to 2594 and encodes 844 amino acids. The transcript is spliced from 7 exons. The record is from RefSeq and is a predicted model, not a curated record. Gene Ontology annotation, molecular function: protein binding. Lineage: Eukaryota; Metazoa; Chordata; Actinopteri; Scombriformes; Scombridae.
AGCAGAGGAGGAGCAGCAGAGACGCAUUUCUGAAGAUCACACUGCACUUCCUGAGGAGAAUGAAGCAGGAGGAGCUGGCUGAGCGUCUGGAGAUCGGAACCCGUGCUGCAAAGUGUCGACGUAAACUCAAGUCUAACCUGGAGAACAAGUUCCAGUGUCUGUUUGAGGGGAUCGCUAAAGCAGGAAACCCAACCCUUCUGAAUCAGAUCUACACACCGCUCUACAUCACAGAGGGAGGGACUGCAGAGGUUAAUGAUGAACAUGAGAUCAGACAGAUUGAAACAGCAUCCAGGAAACCAGACAGACCAGAAACAACAAUCAGACAAGAAGACAUCUUUAAAGCCUCACCUGGAAGAGAUGAACCAAUCAGAACAGUGAUGACAAAGGGAGUGGCUGGCAUUGGGAAAACAGUCUUAACACAGAAGUUCACUCUGGACUGGGCUGAAGACAAAGCCAACCAGGACAUACACUUCACAUUUCCAUUCACUUUCAGAGAGCUGAAUGUGCUGAAAGAGAAAAAGUACAGCUUGGUGGAACUCAUUCAUCACUUCUUUACUGAAACCAAAGAAGCAGGAAUCUGCAGGUUUGAAGAGUUCCAGGUUGUGUUCAUCUUUGACGGUCUGGAUGAGUGUCGACUUCCUCUGGACUUCCACAACAAUAAGAACCUGACUGAUGUUACAGAGUCCACCUCAGUGGAUGUGCUGCUGACAAACCUCAUCAGUGGGAAACUGCUUCCCUCUGCUCGCCUCUGGAUAACCACACGACCUGCAGCAGCCAAUCAGAUCCCUCCUGAGUGUGUCAGCAUGGUGACAGAGGUCAGAGGGUUCACUGACCCUCAGAAGGAGGAGUACUUCAGGAAGAGAUUCAGAGAUGAGAAGCAGGCCAGCACCAUCAUCUCCCACAUCAAGACAUCACGAAGCCUCCACAUCAUGUGCCACAUCCCAGUCUUCUGCUGGAUCACUGCUACAGUUCUGGAGGAUGUGUUGAAAAGCAAAGAGGAAGGAGAGCUCCCCAAGACCCUGACUGAGAUGUACAUCCACUUCCUGGUGCUUCAGUCCAAACUGAAGAACGUCAAGUAUGAUGGAGGAGCUGAGACAGAUCCACAUUGGAGUCCAGAGAGCAGGAAGAUGAUUGAGUCUUUGGGAAAACUGGCUUUUGAGCAGCUGCAGAAAGGCAACCUGAUCUUCUAUGAAUCAGACCUGACAGAGUGUGGCAUCGAUAUCAGAGCAGCCUCAGUGUACUCAGGAGUGUUCACACAGGUCUUUAAAGAGGAGAGAGGGCUGUACCAGGACAAGGUGUUCUGCUUCGUCCAUCUGAGCCUUCAGGAGUUUCUGGCUGCUCUUCAUGUCCAUCUGACAUUCAUCAAGUCUAGAGUCAAUCUGCUGACAGAAGAACAAACAAUACCCAGUUGGUCGGAAGCGUUUGAAGGCAAAUCAACACGUUUCUACCAGACUGCUGUGGACGAGGUCUUAAAGAGUCCAAAUGGGCAUCUGGACUUGUUCCUCCGCUUCCUCCUGGGUCUUUCACUGCAGACCAAUCAGAUUCUCCUACAAGGUCUGCUGAUACAGACAGGAAGUAGCACACAGACCAAUAAGAAAACAGCCGAGUACAUCAAGAAGAUCGGAGUGAAACAGCUCUCUGCUGGACUUGAGAGUCCACACUGUGGACUGGAAACUCUCAGGUUGAGUGACUGUAACCUCUCAGAGAGAAGCUGUUCAGCUCUGUCCUCAGUUCUCAGCUCCCAGUCCUCUAGUCUGAGAGAUCUGGACCUGAGUAACAACAACCUGCAGGAUUCAGGAGUGAAGCAGCUUUCUGCUGGACUGGAAAGUCCACACUGUGGAUUGGAAACUCUCAGUCUGUCAGGAUGUCUGAUCACAGAGGAAGGCUGUGCUUCUCUGGUCUCAGCUCUGAGCUCCAACCCCUCCCAUCUGAGAGAGCUGGACCUGAGCUACAAUCAUCCAGGAGACUCAGGAGAGAAGCUUCUGUCUGCUGGACUGAAGGAUCCACACUGGAGACUGGACACUCUCAGCAUGGACCAUGGUGGACUGCAGAGACUGAAACCUGGUGUGAGGAAGUAUGCCUGUGAACUGGAACUGGAUCCAAACACAAUGCACAGAAAACUCAAACUGUCUGAUAACAACAGGAAGGUGACAUAUGUGAAGGAGGUUCAGUCAUAUCCUGAUCAUCCAGACAGAUUUGACUAUUUUUGUCAGCUGCUAUGUAAAAAUGAUCUGACUGGUCGCUGUUACUGGGAGGUCGAGUGGAGAGGAAGAGUUCAUAUAUCAGUGAGUUACAGAGGAAACAGCAGGAAAGGAGGCAGUGACUGUGUGUUUGGAUAUAAUGAUCAGUCCUGGAGUCUGGACUGCUCUGAUGAUGGUUACUCUGUCUGUCACAAUAAGAAAAGAACAUCUUCCUCCUCCUCCUCAUCUGUCUCUAACAGAGUAGCAGUGUAUGUGGACUGUCAUGCUGGCACUCUGUCCUUCUACAGAGCCUCCUCUGACACACUGAUCCACCUCCACACCUUCAACACCACAUUCACUGAACCUCUGUAUGCUGGGUUUGCAGUCUGGCCUGGUUCCUCAGUGUCUCUGUAG